AUGUCUGAAUUUGAUUAUUACUUUGAUAGUUAUUCUCUAGCAAAUAUUCACAAAGAGAUGCUGAGCGACAAGAUAAGAACAGAGUCAUAUAAAGAAGCUAUUUUUAAAAACCCAUCGUUAUUUAAAGAUAAAGUUGUAUUAGAUGUAGGAUGUGGCACAGGAAUUUUAUCAUUAUUUGUGGCUUCAUGCGGUGCUAGUCGCGUUUACGCUGUUGAUAAUUCAACAAUCAUUGAAACUGCAAAGAAAAUUGACAAAGAUAACAAUUUAGAAAACAAAAUUACAUUCUUGCAAGGCAAAAUAGAAGAAUUACAGAUACCAGAACGAGUUGAUGUUAUUAUUAGCGAAUGGAUGGGAUAUUGUUUAUUAUAUGAAUCGAUGCUUCCAAGUGUUAUACAAGCAAGAAAUAAAUACAUGAAACCUACAGGAACUAUGUUUCCUAAUAAAGCAGAAAUGAAGAUAUGUGGAAUUGUUGAUGAAGAAUUUUACAAGAGGAAGUUUGAUUUCUAUAAUAAUAUUGCUGGUUUCGACAUGAGCGCAUUUAAGAAAUGGAUGUUUUAUGAACCAACUGUCUCAUCUAUUGAGUCAUCGCAAAUUAUAACAGAUGAAAAAGUCUUUCAUACAUUUGACUUAAAUAAGUGCACAGUUGACGAUCUCUCCUUCUCAUCUGAUUUCAAGAUCAAUCCUCUAGAUGAAAGUAAGAUGUACGGCUUAUGUGUUUCAUUCAACACAACAUUUGAAGGUCCAGAAGCGACGGUUAUUCUCGAAACAUCACCAUUUUACACACAGACUCAUUGGGCUCAAACAUGCUUUUAUUUUGAAGAUCCAAUUUCAAUAAGUUUUGAAGAUGAUAUACAUGGAACAUUUUCUAUGAAACCAUCUCCACAGAAUGUAAGAGACCAAGAUAUAUCCAUUGAGCUUAGUCAUAAUGGCGAUGAAAAAUCUUUGAAAUAUAGAUUAAGAUAA
Trichomonas vaginalis G3 is the source of this 963-nucleotide messenger RNA. Its product is annotated as arginine omega-N asymmetric methyltransferase protein. Bases 1 to 963 code for a protein of 320 amino acids. Gene Ontology annotation, molecular function: protein-arginine N-methyltransferase activity. Gene Ontology annotation, cellular component: nucleus. NCBI's taxonomy places the organism in Eukaryota, Parabasalia, Trichomonadida, Trichomonadidae. Gene Ontology annotation, biological process: peptidyl-arginine methylation. The transcript has a single exon. The record is from RefSeq and is a predicted model, not a curated record.